Molecule: messenger RNA, 672 nt
Organism: Penicillium daleae
Lineage: Eukaryota; Fungi; Ascomycota; Eurotiomycetes; Eurotiales; Aspergillaceae
Exons: 2
Coding region: 1-672 (223 amino acids)
Biological process (GO): DNA repair
Molecular function (GO): catalytic activity
Source: RefSeq, a predicted model, not a curated record
AUGCCUGAAUAUCGUCAACAGAAUUUCGACGACGAGAUCGAGAUGGUUACCAAUUCCUACGGUAGCCUACCACUAUCUCACACUCCGAUGGCUGAGGAUUUAAGGACAAAGCCAACCCCAGAUACCGUGCUCGCCAUGGUAAUAGACGCCCUGGUAAAAUCAAGACCGAUUUCACACGAGUUGUCCCAGUCGACAGUCGCCGGAUUGAUCGAGAACGAGUAUCACAACAUCGACAAACUUUCAGGAACCUCAUGGGAGGAACGAACCGAUUUAUUGAGCCAAGUCGGAUAUAACCGGUAUCGCGAGCAGUGUGCCACGAAUUUAGGUAAUCUAUCUGAUUUUGUUUUGGCAAGAUAUGAUGGCGACCUCAACAACCUACUCGAGGCCGCUCAUGAGAACCGCGAGGAAGUUCGAUCCCGCAUCAAAGAGAUCAAGGGAGUAGGUGACCUGGGAGUAGAAUUGUUCUUAGAUAAUGUUCAAAGUGUGUGGCCGUCCAUGGCUCCCUUUGUCGAUUCCCGGAGUCUUCAUACGGCUGAGGAAAUUGGACUAGGAAAUGACGUACAGGCGAUAUAUGCUCAUCUGCAGAAGGAUCCUGUGAGGAUGAGUAAAUUUGCUAAUGGGUUGUCGGAGAUUCGAUUGGAGCAUAAGCAGCAUGAGAUUGAGGAGAUGUAA